This is a messenger RNA of Alternaria arbusti, 4047 nucleotides long. RefSeq lists its product as uncharacterized. Gene Ontology annotation, cellular component: nuclear pore. The record is from RefSeq and is a predicted model, not a curated record. The transcript has 3 exons. Lineage: Eukaryota; Fungi; Ascomycota; Dothideomycetes; Pleosporales; Pleosporaceae. The coding region runs from base 1 to 4047 and encodes 1348 amino acids.
AUGUCGUCCAAUAAGCGGGGCAACAUUUUUGACCAGGGGAGGCCCGAAAACCCCUACGACGAUCGCGAUGAAGUCGCGGAUGUGCCCCAGAAGGCGACGGCAGCACAGCUGGCAGCCCGCAAAAUCAAGACCGCGAAAGCCCGACGACCAGCAGGCGCCACCUCCGGUCUAUCACAGAGCGCGAACUUUGGCGCACCACAACAAAACGCCUUUGGCUUCGGCGCCUCAACACCCGCCCCCGCGAGCAACGGCGCGAACGGCUUCGGUGGCGGCAAUGCCUUCGGCGGCGGCGCGACCAACAGCUUCCCACCCGCGCAGUCCGCUGCCCCGAGCAACAACUUCGCUGCCUCGUCUUUUCCAGCGUUCGGAGGAAGCAACCAGGGCACAGGCUUCAACCCUACACCGCCCUCGUCUGCGGGCUUCAACUUCACAGCUGGAGGUGCAAACCCAUUCGCGACGGCCAACUCGGGACCCGCGACCAAUGGCAGCACGCCUGCGCCCGCAUUUGGGGGAUCGUCCAUGUUCGGCAACAACGACCAGGCGCAAAGUAAUCCGUUUGGCGGCCUAGGCCAGAACAACACCACAAGCGCAGCCUCAUCAGGCGGUAUGUUCGGUACUACCAGUUCAGCUCCCACAGGCGGUAUGUUUGGGUCGUCCAGCGCUGCGCCUACUGGAGGCAUGUUUGGAACGUCGAGCGCUGCACCAUCAUCAGGAGGUAUGUUCGGUACAUCCACCGCCGCUUCUUCCGGCGGAAUGUUUGGUACAUCUAGCGCUGCGACCUCAGGUGGUAUGUUUGGCACCACCAGCGGCGCCCCAAACGCUACGAGCACCGCCGCUCCCGCAUCCACACCCUUCACGUUCGGCGCCGCAACGACCACAGCCUCGAACACCGCGAGUACGCCGGCGACGAGCGGUAUCUUCAGCGGAUUUGGCAACUCAACACAGUCUACGGCGCCUUCACAACCAAGCACGUUCGGCGGCUUUGGUGCCAAUGCGCAGAAGGAAGAUGCCUCCAAGCAGGCGGCUGCGCCCCAAAACAACAUGUUUGGUGGUUUCGGUUCCAACGAACAGAAGACGGAGGGUACCUCGGAAAUGCCCAAGCAGAACAACUUCUUUGGAGGCUUGGGUACGAGCGCGCAAGGCACGCCAAAUGCUACGGCCACCGCUCCUGCGUCGAAUCUAUUCAACUUCGGCGCGAAUGCGCAGAAGUCUAACAGCACGACGUCAAGCGCCCCUCCAACAAACCUCUUUGGUUCUGCUCCGUCCAGCAAUCCGUUCGCAAACCUCCCGACCGCCGAGAACACGUCUUCUGGAGCAGCUGCACCAACGAACCUGUUCAGCAGCCUCAAGAAGCCUGAAGAGUCUGGCAGCAGCCUUUCUGCCGAUACCCCCAAGUUCAACCCGUUCGCGGCACUUCCCAAGCCAGCCGACACACCUACCACUACAGGAAGCAGUUCAGGUUUCAGCAUAUUUGGUGCCAACAAGGAUGCGGGCGCAGCAACAGUGAAGGCUCCCGAAGCGCCAAAGUCAAGUCUAUUCCAGCCGUUCAGCACACCACAGCCAGCGAAGACAACCGACGUGGAGAAGUCUCAAGGGGGCAUGUUCACUGCUGCUCAACCCAAAACCAGCUCUGGCCUCUUCUCCCAAACGUUCCAGCCCGAGAGCAACAAUUCCAACAAUUUGUUCAAAAAGCCACAGUCAAGCUUCCCCCCUGCAUCGACAUCGGCAUCAGAAACACCCAAGGCUGCACCUGAGGCUUCCAACCCCUUUGCCUCUUUGCCCAAACCUUCGACAGAUCGUCCCAACUUGUUCAGCGCUUCGAAGGAACCCUCGCAACCCUCCCCUGCGCCGGCCACAUCGAUCUUCAACAGUACUACCUCCGAGUCGAGGGGAGAAUCGCAGGCAUCUGAGAUGCCCAAGGUUCCCAAGGUGCACGUUCCCAAAGACUGGGCUGUUCCAGGUGCCGUUCGCGCGCAGAGCAGCGAUGGCCUACUGAAGCAGAUAUCCGAUCUGACUGCUCAACUGCAAAUGUUGAACAAAAAGUACCGACAACAGCUGAGCAACCUUCCUCCCACGGCAGACUGGUCAAGCGUGUCGCUUUGGCACUACCAGCAUGCGGUCGACAUUAAGAAGAAGAUCGACAACGUGAAGAAGCAACGUGCAGCCGGACGAGGUAUCACCGGCAAUGAAUCAAGCUUGUCCACGAAGCGCAAGGUCAACGAUGACAGCCACGAAGUCCGCGAUCCAUCCCCUUCCAAGCGAGCUCGUGCGACGGAAGCAUCUGCUGGUCCGACUCCGCAGCUCUCGGCUUCUACACCGAAGCUCAGUGCCCCAGCCACGGCGACAUCAAACAUGUUUGCCAAGGCGAUCGGAAACAAGCCCUCUACACCUGCGCCAGCGUCAUCGACAAGCCUGUUCGCCCCAAAGACAGCUGAAAAGUCCGCCACCGAGCCCUCGCAGCCAGCUGCAUCGACUCCCGGUUUCGGUUUCAAGCCCUCAGUUCCCACUAACGGUGCAGAAACUUCGGCAGCCUCGUCUGGCUUCAAGCCAAGCUUCGGUGCUUCCUCCACCAGUACAUCAGGUUCUGCUGGUUUCAAGCCAAACUUCGGCAGUGCUCCGGCAGGCGGCUUUAUGGCUCAGUUCACUAAGACCGCGAAGACUUACGAGGAACUCGCCGCAGAACGCAAGAGGAAGGCUAUGGAUGAGGACUACGACUCAGAUGAUGAGACCAAGGAGGAGUGGUCUGCCAGGUACGACAAGGCUGAGGCUGACCGUCUCGCCAAGGAGAAGGAGAUUGCUGCCUCGACCAAAUUCGUGUUACCUGGUAGUACUUCUGGAAGUACUUCACCCAAGGAGAACCCGUUCACUGGACUUUUGAAGCCUAAGAGCGGAGUUUCCACUCCCAAAGCUCCCAGCCCGGCGCCGUCUACAGGCAGUCAAUCGGUUUUCAACGCCUCCACGUCGCAAGCAUCAUCCCCCAAUAUCUUCGGCCACCUAUCAGGUCCUUCUUCCAGCAACCAGGAAGAGUCGGAUGACGACGACCAACAACAAGACAAUGCUGGGUCAGCAGAGCCGCCUUCGCCUCCGAAGCGCUCGGUCGAUGCAUCGGAGACCGAAUCCGAAGAUACCCAACAGCACAAUCAGCAGGAGUCAAGUUCCAAGGGCAGCUUGUUCUCAAGGAUCACCAGGGAUAAUGAUUCCGAGGCAGAGAAGGAGAACAGUGGCGCCUCUUCUCUGUUUGGACAGAGUAACGGUACUACAACUCCUUCCAACAAACCUUUCCAGUUCUUCGAUUUCGGUGCUGCAUCCAAGACCGCGCCGCCGAAGACCGACACGUUUGCCGGCGAUCAGACUUUCAAGGCGGGUACUCCGAUCAAGUUUGGCGGAGCUCCUGCUACUGAGAAGAAGGACACUGCACCUAAAUUUAACUUCCAGCCUGCUACUCCUGGUGCUGGCGAGUUCUCCACAACGCCGGCGAAACCACCACCCAGCUCGAUCUUCAAUUUCGCCCCGUCCACAGGUGGAUCUUCGCUUUUCGCUCCAUCCGGUGGUAACUCUGUGACCUCGUCUGUAUUCUCUUCGCGCGCAAACACGCCUCUCUCUGAAGCUGGCGAUACCAGUGCCGCGUCUGCAGCAGAAGAUGACGAAGAGGGCGGCAAGCAAGAACAGAUUGACUUGACCAAGUUGACUGAGGAUGAGCUCAACACUUACGACAUUGUCUUCCACACUGAAGUCGUACUCGCCAAACACCAGGAGGGAGAGAAGGGCUGGACGAACAUAGCAAAGGGCCCGCUCUGGAUCCUCAAGGACAAACAGACGGGCAAAUGCUCUGUGCGAGUGCGCAUCCCCAGCGGUGCCACCCCAGUCAACUACCAGAUCCUACCUGCGCUGCCUGCCACCGUCACUGGCGGUAGCAAGAAGAUGGUCAUGGCGACCAAGCCUGCCAAGGAAGGCGGACUCCAGUCUGUUCUUUACGCAGUCAAGACGCCUGAGAUCGCACAGGAACUCGCAGCGAAGUACACAGAGUGUGUACCUAAAUCGCAGUAA